Contarinia nasturtii (swede midge) is the source of this 3323-nucleotide messenger RNA. Its product is annotated as hippocampus abundant transcript 1 protein. Lineage: Eukaryota; Metazoa; Arthropoda; Insecta; Diptera; Cecidomyiidae. Gene Ontology annotation, biological process: transmembrane transport. The transcript is spliced from 9 exons. Gene Ontology annotation, cellular component: membrane. Bases 877 to 2742 code for a protein of 621 amino acids. The record is from RefSeq and is a predicted model, not a curated record. Gene Ontology annotation, molecular function: transmembrane transporter activity.
GGAUUGAUGUUUGCGUGUAUUGCAUUACGUCCAAAAUAUUGUUUACGUAUUUGCUCAUAAAUUUCAAUUUAGAAUACAUAAAAUUAAAGACAUAGAAAACAAUAACAUUAUACACAUAAUUCUAUGAGACCAAAAGCUCAAAGCUUGAACAUUUUAAAUGCUGAACACACAAAUUGACUGACCCAAUUUGAUAGUUUGCAUUCGCUCGUUCGCAACAAAAGCAAAAAAAAAAACAGAACUCGCACAUACUCAUAUAUACACUCACGCACACCCAGAAAGUGAGAAAAAAAAUAAGAAUUGGUAAUGCGAUGAUGCCGCCGCCAACAACGACCACGACGACAUCAACAACAGUCAACGACGCACAGUAGCAUAACAAUUCAAGGCAUACAUUUAUUGGCGCAUUCUAAAGUGAAUUAUAGUCAACAACCGUGGCGACAAAUUAAAUAAUACACACGACACACAUACAUGCAUGCGCUGUCGUGCUCAGCAGACAACCCAACGUUUAAUCAAAUUCACUGAAAUUGUCAUAAAUAAGAAGAGAAUUUUGAAUAACACAACACAAUUUCGGCUAAAAUUAAGUCGUCAAGUAUUUUCCGCAAUUUCUAUGCCGACAUCGUGACUUUCAGCUGCGAAUAAGUUUAGGUUUGUUGUUGUUUCGUGCGGUGUAGGCGUUUAUGAUUUUAACACCCCGUCGAUCGAAUGAAUAAAAUACACCAACUGUUUUGAUUUGUCGCAGAACGAGAGAGAGAAUCCAUUGUUUGGAUCUCUACUAACGUUUUCUAUAAAAACAGUAAGAGUGAAUAACAUUUCAAAGUUGGAAUAUAUUCGAAUCAAAUUCGAUUUUUUUAAAUUUCAAAUGAAUGCAUAACAAUCGAGAUGAGUAUGACAAAUACAAUGCUUCACAUGAGUACUAGUUGUAGUUCAUCUGACGAUACCAAUUCAACUCAAACACAAUCGGGCUUCGUAUCGCCGCCAAUUCGAAACAGCAUUACAUUCGAUAAUUUCGCUAAAAAGCAUAAUAAUGUAACGAAUCAUUUGACAGCCGCCACUGUAACCGCUGUGAAUCCAUCGAAUCAACAAUUGAAUACACAAUCGAUUGCACAAUCAUCAUCAUCAUCGACGUUUCGAAAAUGCCGAAGUUUCAUUCAUCUAACCAAUAUGACGACAACUGGAAAAUGUCAAAGUUCACUCAUUAACGAUACCGAACAUUGUGAUCGUCUUCGAAAAACUGCAUCCACACCGAAUGCCAUUUAUAUGGCUAUCAAACAGGAGCACCAUUUAUUUAUGGUGCACAGGAUCUUCAAUCGUUGCAAGAGUGCCGGGAUCGGGGAGCCAAGCGUCUAUCAUGCGUUAGUUGUGAUAUUUCUAGAGUUUUUCGCAUGGGGACUUCUGACUAUGCCUGUGAUAACCGUCUUAAAUCACACAUUUCCUGACCAUACAUUUCUAAUGAAUGGUUUAGUAAUGGGCAUAAAAGGAAUUCUAUCGUUUCUCAGUGCACCAUUGAUAGGUGCAUUGUCCGAUGUGUGGGGUCGAAAGUUUUUUCUUUUGAUCACCGUAUUUUUCACAUGUGCACCGAUUCCAUUGAUGACAAUCAAUACAUGGUGGUUCUUUGCGAUGAUCUCAAUUAGUGGAGUGUUUGCGGUGACAUUUUCGGUUGUAUUUGCAUACGUUGCCGAUGUCACUACUACUGAGGAUCGAUCAAGAGCCUAUGGCUUGGUAUCAGCCACAUUUGCCGCUAGUCUGGUUAUAUCUCCGGCACUCGGAGAAUAUUUGCGUGAAGUUUAUAGCGAUACAUUAAUUGUAGCCUUAGCCACAGCGAUUGCUGUUUUAGAUGUAUUUUUCAUAUUAGUUGCCGUACCAGAAAGUCUGCCAGAAAAAGUUCGACCGAGCUCAUGGGGAGCUCCGAUAAGUUGGGAACAGGCUGAUCCAUUUGCAGCAUUACGAAAGGCGGGUUUGGAUCAUACGAUCUUAAUGCAAUGUGUCGCUGUAUUUUUAUCGUAUUUACCCGAAGCUGGUCAAUAUUCCUGUAUAUUUGUGUACUUGAAACUGAAGAUGGGUUUCAGUUCGGGUCAAGUUUCAAUAUUUAUAGCCGUUAUCGGUAUUCUAAGUAUAGUUGCCCAAUUAGUGCUAGGCUGUUUGAUGCGGGUGUUUGGAGCUAAACGAACCAUCAUAAUGGGCUUAUUCUUUGAAAUGAUGCAAAUGUUGUGGUAUGGCUUUGGUAGCCAAACAUGGAUGAUGUGGGCGGCAGGUAUAUUAGCUUCAUUGGGAUCAAUAACUUAUCCUGCAAUCAGCGCAUUUGUCUCCAUUCAUUCGGACAUGGACACUCAAGGUGUAAUGCAGGGAAUGGUUACUGGAAUGAGAGGUCUAUGUAAUGGUUUGGGACCAGCCAUGUUCGGUGUGAUAUUUUAUAUAUUCCAUGUUGAUCUAAAUGACGAGCACCAGAAAUUAAAUCAGAACGUCGAUGCAUUGGCCGGCAUACGAAACGAAACGAUAAACACGUUGGAGGAGUAUACGACGUUGGCGCCAGGACCGCCUUUUGUAUUUGGUGCAUUUAUGGUGGCAUUAGCUAUAGUGGUAGCCAUUUUCAUACCAAAUGAACAGAAUGAUCCGAUGCGACGACCAUCCGGUGAGAAGAAGAAAAAACGUGUGUCGCUAGACAUUCACUACGAAUACGAGUAUGAAGGUGGAAGAAAGACUGGACCUCUAUCGCCUCUCAUGCAACAAGAUUCAGCACAGCUAUAGUCAAUAAUAAAUUCAAAAAUGAUUAGAAAAUAAAUUAAUUUUUAGCUUAGAAUUGUCAUUAUCAAUUAUAAAAACAGCAACAGCAACUUCAAAAUGAAACGCUUUCUGAAGAAAUGUUAACAAAAUGAGCGAAAGAUGAAUUAUACUACAAGCGAAUCACAUCCACAUUUACACCCAUACCAAAAGUCCACAUCUAUUUCUUUUUAUAAAAAAAUGUCCAAAUCAUAAUUUGCGUUGUGAACAUAUACUCUCCAACCAAAACGUUAUAUAAAAAAAGAUGAAUAUAAAAAACGUCAUUGAUUGAAUUCAUUUGAUUUUUUGUAACCUACAAUUUUCUUACGAUAUUAGUGGAGUUUAAACAAAAAAAAAUGGAACCCAUCUGACGACACCAUAAAAAUUCAUCGAUAUUAUUUUUUGUUGGUUUUAGUUAUUGAUAAAGAGAGAUAAGUUUGAUAUACUCACUUAGAAACUGCUGUUACAAAUACUAUUUAUGCUGACCACACUCACUUAAGCAGUUGAGCAAUGGAAUUUUGUCUUUCGAUGGAGCCUAAUUAAACUGAAUUAAAAAGUAUUUUAAAUUA